UCACCGUGCGAAAAUUACGUCACCAGCAGAAAAUGUAAUGGUGGUUGUGGCUGUCGGGCGUUGAAGGAGUUGUGUUUUUUUUUGUUUGUUCGUACUUUAGCCGGUGUGUUUAGAUUAAAGUGUUCGAAUUAGAAUUAGAGCAGAGCGCAGAGUUUCCCCUGGGAAUACACGAAUCGAACAGUUUCGCUGUCAAAUCGAUUUUUGUAUGCAGUCCUGCAGGCUGCAGGAAAACCACGAUUUGUCAUCAGCCAACGAUUUCGGGCCAGACCUCCCCCAAGAACUCGAAGAUCGAAUCUCGCACGCUGCAACCGCACAAAUCAAUACAUCUUAACGCAGCCGGAAUUUCUAACAGCAACGGGUAAUCCAAUUGGAAUCAGAAAACAAUGUUUUCAGUGAAGAUGAAGCCAGCCAUGUCUGACCGUAAGGCUGAGUUGGAGCGCAAGAAGGCCAAGCUUCAGGCCUUGAGGGAGGAGAAGGACAGGAGGAAAAGGGAGAAGGAGAUGAAGGAUGUUGAGGAGGCUGCAAAUCGCGUUGAGUCUGGAUCGGAUAAAAGAGACCUGGAUGAGAUGCUACGCUCCCUAGGUGUUGCUCCUGUUCCAGAUGUCCUCUCGAGUCUGUCCACUGUUAACUCAUUAACACCGGAUCAGAGUAUAAAUUACACUCCGGACACCUCAUUACAACCAAACAGUUUGCAUAACAAUGUGGCACAAGUCAAGAAGAAGCAGCCUGUUUUGACUGUAGUUCCAGUGCAGACAACCAAUAUCCAACCUCAGGAGGUUGUUGUGUACACCAGGCAGACCCAAACCACAGCCUCUGGUCACGAAAGAGAUGGAAUUUUUGGAUCUUCAAUUUUAAGCAAGUGCUAUAUGGAAGAUUGGUGGAGGCCACGUAAAGCUCAUGCAACCGAUUACUACGACGAAUACAAUCUAAAUCCGGGUUUAGAAUGGGAGGACGAGUUCACAGUUUUGACGUAUGACGACCCGCAAGGUGAAGAUGAGGAGAGCAGCCUUCCGCAUCUUGGUGGUUUCGGCAGCAAGCUUCCCCCUGGUAUCCUUCCUCAUGGGCUGCCCCAGGUCAAGGAGGUCCAGCCGGCCGUCACUGCCGUCGAGCAGGAGCAGGCAAAGCAGGAGGUCAAAGAAGUACGCGAGUUGAGCGAGGAGGAGAAGCAGAUGAUCAUCCUUUCGGAGGACUUCCAAAGGUUCGUGGACAGGGCCGGGCGGGUCAUGGAAAGGGCCUUAGGAGAAACCGUGGAUAUUUAUGCAGAUUAUAGUGGAUUGGGAGGAGACGAAGGAUUAGACGAAAAAUCACAUCAACGAAUUUCCUUCAAUCGUUGGUUCUACGACGAGAGAUGGUCGAAGAACCGUUGCGUAACUUCAUUGGAUUGGUCGCUACAAUAUCCGGAGCUGUUGCUCAGCUCCUACAACAACAACGACGAAUCCCCCAACGAUCCGGACGGUGUGGCCCUCAUCUGGAACACGAAAUACAAGAAGACCACGCCCGAGUACGUUUUCCAUUGCCAGAGCCCCGUGAUGAACGCGAAGUUCGCACGGUUCCAUCCGAAUCUUGUGCUCGGUGGCACGUACUCCGGACAGAUCGUCCUCUGGGACAACAGGGUCCAAAAAAGGACUCCUAUCCAGAGGACCCCGUUGUCGGCAUCUGCACAUACACAUCCUGUGUAUUGCAUGCAUGUUGUUGGUACGCAAAAUGCGCACAAUCUGAUCAGCAUAUCGACGGACGGACGUCUUUGUUCGUGGUCGUUGGAGAUGUUGAGUCAGCCGCAGGAGACGAUGGAGCUGCAGCGCAGUCAGUCCAGAUCUGUGGCUGUCACCUGUUUAGAUUUCCCACAUUCCGAUGUAAAUAACUUCGUGGUCGGCAGCGAGGAAGGUGCAGCCUUCUCCGCAUGUCGUCACGGCGCCAAGGUGGGCGUCACCGAUACUUACGAUGGUCAUCAGGGUCCCAUCACCGGUAUCAGCGUUAACGCUGUUCAGGGAGGUAUAGACUUCUCGCAUAUGUUCCUGACGUCCUCCAUCGAUUGGACCAUCAAGCUGUGGAGUUUGAAGGACACCAAGCCAAUCUACACGUUCGAGGAUAACGGUGACUACGUGUUGGAUGUCGCCUGGUCCCCUACUCAUCCGGCUCUGUUUGCCGCCGUCGAUGGUGGUGGCCGUUUGGAUCUGUGGAAUCUAAAUCAGGACACUGAAGUUCCUGCAGCCGGAUUGACCGUUGAUGGAAAUCCGGCUCUAAACAGGGUGUCUUGGACUCCCUCUGGUCUACAUGUUACAGUCGGUGAUAAUACAGGAAAGAUUUGGGUGUACGAUGUUGCUGAGAACUUUGCGCAUCCGAGACACGACGAGUGGAACAAGUUCUUGUAUACGACCCAAGAGUUGCGCAGCAAUCAGGUAGAUGAGGAACUAGAGAAGCUGAACCUAGGCAUUUCCAAUACUCCCUUAACUAGUAUGAGUUCUAUAUCGUCAUCGCCUUUACGAUAACUUUGCAACAAUAGAUAAGGAAAUUUCACAUGUACUGUAACUUUGAUCUAGUUAUAAUUGAUAAAAAAAAAUAUUUGAAAAAGAAAAACGUAAAAAAAAACACACAGAUGAAUACGUUUGCAGUUGUUGUGUCAUAUAUUGUUAUUUUAGAUGACUGCAGGACGGUAAAACAAAACGUAAUAUUACUUGUAUAUUUAUGCAGCUGUACUAAUAUUUAUUAAGUAAUUAAUACAAACUAAGUUAUUCUUGUGAUUUAUAUCUUGAAAAGUAUAUUUAUGUACCAAUCUUUACAGAGAUAUAUGUAAUAAUAAUUCUUUUUUUUUAAUUAAUCCGCGCUUUUAAAACAAACCAGAAACGAAAAACAAUGAGGAGAAAAUAAGGUAAUACCUGCUGUUAUAUUAUAAUACUUAUAAAUAUAUAUAUAUAUAAAAAUCUUAAAAAAAAAUGAAAAUAAACAAUGUGUACACACGGAGUAAAUUGUUACUGGAUGUGAAUAUAUUAAUAUUAUUCUUGGUAUGUAAUGGAUUU
Nicrophorus vespilloides is the source of this 3017-nucleotide messenger RNA. Its product is annotated as cytoplasmic dynein 1 intermediate chain. Gene Ontology annotation, biological process: transport along microtubule. Lineage: Eukaryota; Metazoa; Arthropoda; Insecta; Coleoptera; Silphidae. Bases 384 to 2489 code for a protein of 701 amino acids. Gene Ontology annotation, cellular component: cytoplasmic dynein complex. Gene Ontology annotation, molecular function: dynein light chain binding; dynein heavy chain binding. The record is from RefSeq and is a predicted model, not a curated record. The transcript is spliced from 13 exons.